AUGGCUUUCAAACGUGCAGAAGACGUUCCUGGAACCUCGGACGAAACACUUCGCCUGUACACUGAAUUGUUGUCUGGUUACGAAAAGGACGUCCGUCCCGCAUUGCAACACGAUACCCCCAUCAACGUCACCUUCGUCUUCAUGCUUACGCAGAUUAUCGACGUGGACGAACGCAAUCAAAUCCUCACCACAAACGCAUGGUUACAUCAGUACUGGACCGAUUACAAGUUGGUGUGGGACCCUCGGAAGUACGGCAAUCUUACACGGAUUCACAUCCCACACGAAAGGAUCUGGCGACCCGACGUUGUGCUCUACAACAAAUCAUCCUGUCCACUGGACGUCAAGCAUUAUCCGUUUGAUCGUCAAACUUGCACAUUAAACUAUGCGAGUUGGGCGUAUGACGGAACGAAAAUCGACUUAUUGCUCAAUUCGGAAAGAGGUGACCAGAGCAACUACAUGAUGAGUACCGAAUGGAAUCUUCUACGAAUAACAGCAGAAAAGAACUCGGUCAUCUAUAGUUGCUGUCCAGAUGCACCGUAUCCAUUCGUGAAUAUUCAUAUCAGUAUCGAACGAAGGCCAAUGUUUUACGUGUUCAAUUUGAUACUUCCAUGUGUGCUGAUUAGUGGUAUAGCUCUUCUAGGUUUUUAUAUGCCAUCUGAUUCUGGCGAAAAAGUCACCUUAGGUAUCACUUCACUUCUUUCUACUACGGUAUUUUUGAUGUUAGUCGCCGAAGGUAUGCCCCCUACAUCAGAAGCUCUACCGUUAAUAGGUCUCUAUUACGGUGUCACAAUAUUCCUCGUUGCUCUUGCUACUGCAAUGACAGUGCUUACGCUGAACGUUCACCAUCAAGGUGUGCACGGUGGCGAAGUACCCAGAUUUCUACAACAAAUUGCAUUUAAAUUUCUUGCACGAAUACUUUUCGUACGAAUCGAUCCGUACCACUCAAUUACCCAUCAUGUACGGUACAUCUACCAGCGUGAUCGACCGGAUAGUGCACGGAAUUCGGAAUGCUACAAAAGCCCUGCAUAUCAGACAUCGUCGCCAGAAAUUCGAAUGAAACAGCGAUAUAGCAGCCCGACCAAACCUCGCAUACCUCUUUAUGACAGUCCACAGAAAGCACGGAAGGUAUCUUUUGCACCACAAGUACACAUGAUGAAAGAGACGCCAUUAACGUCGUCUGUACCAUUGAUGAGGCGCCGCCAAGCGUGUGAACCACCGGUGGAAGCGGAUAAGCUCGACGACUUUGAGAGUGAAUUCUUACGAGUGCUUGAUCUAGUCCACGCUACCAUUGAACGUAAUGAGAUGCGGGUUGCUGAACGUGAUCGGCGUGACGCCACGCAACUAGAAUGGCAACAGGUCGCCAUGGUACUCGAUCGAUUUCUGCUCAUCGUCUUUCUGAUUGGUACAGCUCUCUCGUCAUUUCUGAUACUAUACCAACGAGACAUUAUCGAAUGA
This is a messenger RNA of Haemonchus placei, 1455 nucleotides long. NCBI's taxonomy places the organism in Eukaryota, Metazoa, Nematoda, Chromadorea, Rhabditida, Trichostrongylidae. The record is from the annotation of a GenBank genome assembly.